GCGCCGCGGGGCUUCGGCGGCGCCAUCGAGAGGAGCCGCGACCUGCUGCGCAGGGUCAAGGAUGAAGCAGGAAUCCCGGGCAUAGUGGUUGGAGUUUCUGUAGAUGGAAGGGAAAUCUGGGCAGAAGGAUUGGGUUAUGCCGAUGUAGAGAAUCGUGUGGUGUGUAAACCAGAGACCGUCAUGCGAAUUGCUAGUAUUAGCAAAUGUCUUACCAUGCUGGCUGUUGCUAAAUUGUGGGAAGAGGGAAAACUGGAUCUAGAUGCUCCAGUGCAGAAAUAUGUCCCUGAAUUUCCAGAAAAAACCUAUGAGGGUGAAAAGGUCGUUAUUACUACAAGACUAUUAGUUUCACACUUGAGUGGCAUUCGUCACUAUGAAAGAGAUAUUGCAAAAGUAAAGGAAGAGAAGGAAAAGGCUAACAGAGCAUUUAAACUAACAAAAUCUAACCAGGAGAAGGAGUUAAAAGAAAAAGAAGCUAAAGGCCUUGAAAAGACCGAUUCUGUCAAAGCUAAGAAAGAACAUGAAGUUGAGGUAAAAAGCCGAAAUUCAAAACCUGGCAGGAGAGAAAAGGAAUUUGAACAAGAAGAAUAUUAUUUGAAGGAAAAAUUUGAAAGUGUGAUUGAAUCACUGAAGAUAUUUAAAAAUGACCCUCUGUUUUUUAAACCAGGCAGUCAGUUCUUGUAUUCAACAUUUGGCUUUACCCUCUUAAGUGCUGUUGUGGAAAGAGUUUCAGGACAAAARUUUACAGAUUACAUGCUAAAAAUGUUUCAGGACCUGGAUAUGCUGUUGACUGUACAGGAUGACAAUGAAGCAAUGAUAUAUAACAGAGCAAGGUAUUAUGUUUACAACAAAAAGGGACGGCUGGCGAACGCGCCGUACGUGGACAACUCUUACAAAUGGGCUGGUGGUGGCUUUUUGUCCUCAGUGGGUGAUCUUCUGAAAUUUGGAAAUGCCUUGUUGUACAGUUACCAAGUUGGGCGGUUUAAAAACAUCGAUGGCAAACUUCUUCCUGGGUACCUCAAACCAGACACCGUYGCAAUGAUGUGGACCCCGGUGCCGAAAACUGAAGUCUCGUGGGACAGGGAUGGUAAAUACGCCAUGGCUUGGGCCGUAGCAGAGAAGAACCAAGAGUACGGCUGCUGCCGCCAGCAGAGACAUUACGCUUCCCAUACGGGAAGCGCGGUGGGCGCCAGUAGCGUCCUGCUUGUUCUUCCCGAAGAGCUGGGCUCCGAAGCCAUGGAAAAUGGGCUCGUGGUCCCACCUCGAGGAGUCAUUGUUACCAUUAUCUGUAAUAUGCAAUCGGUUUCCCUCAGCAGCACUGCCUUAAAGAUUGCAAGGGAAUUUGAUAAAGAAAAAUGGCUGCAAUAUGUAGAUUAAAAAAACAAACAAACACAAUUUUGAGUAACUGAACUACUGUACUGAAACAUGGAAAAAAGAGAGGURCAAUUGAGGUCUGAUAUUACUAAGAAUAUAUGAUAGAAAGUAUCAGAAAUUCACUUAAUCAACUUCUGUUAGUGGUGCUACAUUUUCCUGUAACUGGAUUCAUCUCUCAGGGAAGUUCCUAGCUUAUAAAACAGAAUGUAAAAGUUGAAUUUGACUUCCUGUUUUACCCAUGUAAAUUAUCAUUAUAUUACUGGGUCUUGAUUUUGAUUUUUUGUCCCCCACCCAUCCAGUCAGACAUUUAACCAAGAUUAAAAUUAGAUUAGGACUGAUUUCUUGUACUAAGAAGUGCAGCAACAAAUUAUAUGAAUUAAAUAUUGUGGAAAAACUUGUUGCAUCUUGACUUGAAUACACAAAAGCACCUACCCUCUCCCUCUCCCCCAAUUCAGGUCUGCCAAAAUUAUUCAGUAUUAUUCACAAAGUUUUAGUGUCUGUUUUAUUUUUUUACAGAGCUUUUCUUAAUUUGUUUAAGAAAAAAAACAAGAAGCAAAUACUGAAGCUACCUCUAGAAGGCAGUACUUAAAAAAAAAACAAACAGAAAUGUGGAUUGUUGAAUUCAAAAAGAAUAAAGCUAGAGUACUGUGAGUAAAAAUCUUUUCAUUAUGUAGCUAUCGGGGCUUCCAUUUUGAUUGAGCGCAGAGAAUGUGUGAAACUUUUU
This is a messenger RNA of Nothoprocta perdicaria, 2095 nucleotides long. RefSeq names its product lactamase beta (gene LACTB). The coding region runs from base 181 to 1374 and encodes 397 amino acids. NCBI's taxonomy places the organism in Eukaryota, Metazoa, Chordata, Aves, Tinamiformes, Tinamidae. The transcript is spliced from 6 exons. The record is from RefSeq and is a predicted model, not a curated record.